CGCUGCGCCCACAGACAGGAUGAGACCGGAACCGGUGUGCAGAAUAUACAUCCCCAAUUAAUUAAAAGCGGACCAGAGCUUUUUUCCUAACAAGUCAUCUUCCUGCGGUCAUCUGUUUGCUUUUUUAAACGUUUUAUUGGGACUAAAGCCAAAAUAAAACCCGAAGAGGAAAUAUUUCAGAAUUUGGGAUUUUAUUGAUUGGACUGCAGCCGAAGCGCAAAGGAAAGUUCUCGUUAAGUAAAAGUUUUGUCAGAUUUUUCUCGCCGCGUUUCAAACGUUUCCAUCUGUGGAGCGAAGCACGUUUUGUGAAAUUACAGAAGAAAUGUGAAGACGAAUUAGAAUCUUGGACGCACCGAGACAAAUCCCUGCUCCUCGUUCUCACAGGUCAGAUGUGUGUGUGUGGAUGUAAAACGUUGCUGUUAGCUGAGAGUUUUAGGUUCUGUUACACCUCUCCCAGCUGUAACUCGAGCAUCCUAACCGUCAUCUCUGCCAACAAACCGGGGCGCCCCGAGCUGGAGGUGCCGCAGGGGACGCCAUGGGACGAUCCAAAUACUAAUGUAAUGGGUUGUUGAUGGAGAGGAUUUCGAAUGUCAGCCGGGACAGUGGUCAUCGCAGGAGGAAUUCUGGCUACAGUCAUCUUACUGACCAUCGUCGCUGUACUGUGUUUAUGUAGGUUGCAGUAUUACUGCUGUAAGAGGGAGGAGUCUGAGAAGGGGGAAGAGGAGGAACCGGGGCUCGCCACCAUGUCGCCUUCCUGGCCCCUGGCUCUGUCUGCCCCCCCUACACCUCCAACGCCGGAGCACUGCGGCAACGACCCAGAGAACUACACCCCCACCUUCCUCACUGAGGCCAACGGGCCUGCCAGCUAUUUCCCAACACCUCCGCCGCGCAGGUGCCAGCGCUCACACGCCUUUUGCCCAUCCUGCGCCCGCUGCUCGCUGCCCUUCUACCUGCAGCACCCGGAGAGGCUGUACAACGGUGGGCGCAGAAUCAGCUACAGGACUGUGCAGCAGCAGGACCUGGAGCUGCCCAUAGAUCUGGCCAGCUUCUACCAGAAGCUCAACCUCAUCCGUUCCGUCACCAUGAGGGAGGUGGUCAACCACAGCGUCAGCACUGACGUCUAGGAGCAGGCAGUGGGGAAAGCCACGCCGUCCUGCAGACCUGGAGGAAAGUUGCACUGACUCGGUGAUGUCUGCUAAAUACACAAAAUGACUUUGUGUUGUGCUGUGGGUUCAGCAUUAAUGGUGUGCUGCACUAAUGUACUGCAACACUGAGGGCUUUUGGGUGAUGUAGGCUAACACAUCUCCUGGCAGCCAUAUUGCAGAUCUACAGCUCUGGAGCGACUGCUACAGUAACAGCUGAACAUUUGUUUCUGAGAGACUUGAACAGACUCAUUUUUGUCAAGUUAGACUUAAAAAUGAUCAUUUUGUGACCAGUAUGUCUGAUUUUGCUGUUUAGAAAAUUAGCUUGUUUGUUAAUUAGCUAGUUAAGUAGCUAAGCAAUAUGUGUAUCAAAGUGUAAAUAAGAAAAUUCACAAUUUGAGCUUUUGUCAGUAAAGUAAACACAGAUUUAGUUGUAAUGCACCACACAAGAGACAAAAGUGGAGGUAAAUGUCCUGUGCAAACAGGAGGUUUUCUAAAUGAGGCUAAUGGCUAGUUAGCUAUCUAGCUUACUCUGAAAUCUCUUCUAAAGAAGAAGUCAAGGAUGUUUAAAGAGAACUGAAUACAGCAUUUGAGCCAGGCCCCUUAAUUCCUAAGGUCUGAAAAUUUCUCAGUGGUGCAUGGCGCAUGAAGCACUAAAGACUUCCACUGACCAGGCCGGCUACCCCUAGUUUAGCUCUUUGCUAAUUUGAAUGGAGAGCAUUGAUUUAUUUGUGCGACUCUUCUAGACUUACCAAAUGUUAUUGGAUCGAAUGGAUCAAAAAAGUAAUUUCCCAGGGGUUGUGAUGCUCAAAAACCCUAUCCACUUAUUAACAGAUAUCUCUUUUGCCGUGUAAGUCUGUGGAAAAAAAAGUCUUUUCGGGGCAGAGGGCAUCCCGUGACAUUGUAAUUCCACUGUUUGACCACUAUGUCAAAAUGUCUCAAAGCCCGGGGGGGAGCUAUGUGUCUGGUCUUAUCAUGCGUUUCUGUUGACUGUUUGAAUGCAACAGAAAAAAGAUCUGUGAAGGUAUGUGGUUGUCGGGGGAGCUCUGCUAUGCAUUUUCUCUCAGGGAGUCCCCAGAACUUUGUUUGGUCCAAAAACACAGAUAGUCAACAAAUCCUACGUGCAGACCAAAACCAACAGUGGAUGUAUCUACUAAGAAGUGUUGUGUGUGUGUGUGUAUCAAAGCAUUAUCUUCCUCUCUGUCA
This is a messenger RNA of Etheostoma cragini (Arkansas darter), 2348 nucleotides long. It is a transcript of the gene fam163b, whose product is annotated as protein FAM163B. Lineage: Eukaryota; Metazoa; Chordata; Actinopteri; Perciformes; Percidae. Bases 588 to 1124 code for a protein of 178 amino acids. The transcript has 3 exons. The record is from RefSeq and is a predicted model, not a curated record.